Molecule: messenger RNA, 486 nt
Organism: Nylanderia fulva
Lineage: Eukaryota; Metazoa; Arthropoda; Insecta; Hymenoptera; Formicidae
Source: RefSeq, a predicted model, not a curated record
AUGUAUUUUUUAUUAUCAAUCAUAAACGCGAGCGAAGACUGGAUAGCAUCCAAAGUAGCCGCAGAGAGGGAUGUGAUGAUAAGACAAGCACGAAUAGCACAGAUAUUCGUAAUGUUCGGAUAUUUUAUAUUGGCAAUGGUUUCUGUCACACUAAUCAUUCUUCCCACUUUUGGCAUACAAAUGAGACAUAUAACAAAUCUCACGGAUCGGAACAAACCUUUACCUAUGCAAACGUAUUAUUUCUACGACACAGAUCGGAGCCCACAAUUUGAGUUAACAUUUCUCAUUCAAGCCAUAACAGUCGUCCAGUCAGCUAUAAUUUACACGUCGAUCGAUUCACUUUUGGGUCUCGUGAUUCUUCAUAUGUGCGGCCAAUUGGAGAACUUCAAGCGUCGAAUAGCCGGCUUAGUCUCGAGCAAAGACUUCAACAAAGCUUUGAGUAGUAGCGUAGUAACUCAUUUACGUCUGAUCAGGUGAAUUUUUGAC